GUCAACUUGCAAUCGGUUUAAUCACGCACUGGUGUGUAUCAAAGAUUGUCUGUUCCGGUAUCUCUCAGACAAAUUACAUAAUGAGCAAAUAAAUGGAUAUAUUGCGAGUGAUAAUUAAAAAUUUACCUGAAACUCGGCAGGGAAAAGCCAUUCGGAACUUCUCGGAGAAAGAGUCUUGGUAAAGAAGAAUCAGUCGGGAUGGACAACUCUGAACAAGACUCGACAACAGUCCAAAACAAGAGUGCAGUCAACACAGAUUCGGAUCAUAAUGAGGAUUCUAUGGACUCGACACCAACGCGGAAAAACGCGGACCGAAAGAGUUUAGUGAUAACGACCAGGAAUGAUUCUACAAAGGGAUCUGAACAUCCCAGUGUCAAGUACAUUCGGCGCAGAGAAUCUGGUCAAAGUUCUGUCAUUCGAAGUAGAAAGAGUCUUAGAGACUCCAACCCUAACCAGAGUCCAGGAAGUGAAUCCAGGCAUCCAAGUUUUAGGCGCAUGCGCAGUUCCAGUCUUAGUUACCCUCAUCAUGAUUCUACAGUGUCCGCAUUUAUCGAAGAGCUUAAGUUACCCCCUACUCUUAAAGCAGAAGAAGUUCCAUGGUGGACAUCAUGGAGGGUACGCUUCUCUGGUCUCUGCUUUAUAGGGUUCUUUUUCCUUUACGCCCAAAGAGUCAACCUCAGCAUUGCUAUUGUCUGUAUGGUUAGGGCAGAACUUGCAGCAGCUAACACGAUAUAUCAAUCAAACAUUACAAACAUUUCAAUUUACGAUAUACUCACUGAAAACGUCACCAAGAGCAGUUUGAUAGAAGGUCCACCCAGUGUGGCCAGAAAAUGUCCAGUACCGCCUGCUUCUAAGACAGAGGAAGGUGAGUUUACUUGGGACAAAGCUCUUCAAGGUGGAAUUCUAGGAGCCUUCUUUUGGGGAUACACAGUGAUGCAGAUUCCGUCAGGAGUUCUUUCGGAACGCUUUGGGUCUCGCCGUAUUAUUUUUGCAGGAAUGACUUUGGUUUCUGUGUUGACUCUUCUGACCCCUGUCCUUGCUCGAGGAAGUCCUUACUUACUUAUUAUAACACGUGCCCUUAUUGGAAUAGGCGAAGCUACAAUGUAUCCAGGCGCACAAGUGUUUUGGGCAAAAUGGUCGCCCCCACAUGAACGAAGCAGGCUUGUAGCAUUUGCAUUCGGAGGGACCCAGCUUGGAAACGCUUUGGCAUUUCCAAUAUCAAGUCUUCUUUGUGAAUAUGGUGGCUGGCCAUCUAUUUUCUAUUUUCUAGGAUCCUGUUCGUUAGUUUGGUCGUUCUUGUGGGGAUUCCUUGCCAGGGACAGCCCAGGGGAGAUGCCAAAUAUAACAGACGUCGAGAAAAAAUAUAUCGAACACUCGCUUGGAAAUGACCACAAUUCACAGCAUGCUGGUUUAAGAAAAAAGGGUAAGCCCUGGAAAUCCAUUCUGACGUCACUUCCUGUUUGGGCUAUUCUUGUGACCAAUGCAGCAGGAAACUAUGGUGCUUAUAUGCUUUUAACUCAGAUGCCUACGUACCUGAAAGAAGUUCUUAAAUUCGAUAUCAAAUCUAAUGGCAUUUAUUCUAUGAUACCGUACUUGGCAUUCUGGGUGACGAUCAUUGUGGCCGGAAUAUUUGCAGACACACUUAUUUCAAAGGAUAUUCUUAGCAUUAAAUGGACAAGAAAGCUUUUUUGUGCUAUAGGACAGUUCGUCCCAGCAGCCUUUCUGAUUGGUUUAGGUUAUAUGACGUGUUUCCAACAAGAGUCUGCUAUUGCCCUCCUAACGUUGUCUCUGGCAUUUUGUGGAUUCCAAUUUCCGUCCGUUUUUGUCAACCAUGGCGACAUCGCCCCUAAUUAUGCGGGUACUAUAUUUGGGAUCACCAACACUGGAGCUAGUAUCCCGGGAAUAAUCGCACCAUACGUGGUAGCAUCUAUAACUGUCAAUAAAACACAAAAAGAGUGGCUUGUAGCUUUUUACAUUGCUGCUGUUAUCUACUGUUUGGGAGCCAUUUUCUUUCUGAUUUUCUCUGACGGAGAAAUUCAAAACUGGGCCAAAGAUGAGGAUGAAAUAGAGAUGAUUGAAGAAAAAGUGGAGGAACCACUACAAGACUUGGAGGAAGUUCCGGAGGAUGACGACGUCUUUCAGAAUGCCAAUAAAUAACAUCUUAACACGUCUCUCUCGCCCUAUAUUGAUGCAAAAUUGCAUGAAAUCAGAGUACAAAAUAUUUACUGCUUUGCUUGAUCGAGGAAAUCAUUAUUAGUUAGAUACCUGAUAAUGAUUCAUAUAUUACUAAAAGGAAGAGUGCUGACAACUGAAAUACUGGUUGAGAUAAUCAUUCCAUUUCUCUCAAGUUGUAGAACUUAAGGAUAGAAUUGCUUGGAGACUCUUAUGAGACACCUCGAAUAAAUAUCGAGGUUCUCACGUUGAACCUCUUUGUUACUAUAUGGUAGUUUCUGCUUCGAUGCAGAGUUACUGUAACACUAGUGAAUAAUUCUCAAAGCAAAGAAGGAAACAGUAAGGAAGAAGUGUCCUCGACGUCACAAUCAUAAAUGUUAUAUUCAUAGAGAGAGUUUGAAGUACGUAUUCGAAACAAUCGAUUCAAAGUCUGUCGUGAAUAUUUUGCUUUCAUGUACUAAAUCCGUUGUAAGGAUUUUAUCCAUGUUAUUAUCUUUAAAUAGUGGCAAGCCGCCUUUUGGCACAAUAGGAAAAAAAUGUAUUUCUUAGACAUCACAUGUUAUAUACCGGUAAAAAUAAUGUCAUUUGUAAACAAAUGAUCUUUCAAUCAGACUGCUUGGUCUACACCUCCCCUUUUUAGUGAAAUUAGGCAUAUUUCAAAGGAUAGCAUAUCUUUUGGAUGAAUUUUUAUGAGACUCGCAUGAAUACGUCUUUGUAAAGACAUCUAUACUCUUUUCUCAGUAAAAUAUCUAUGUUCAUAGUACAAUUUAUAUCCUCUAAUUCAACUAACACCAAUAAAUAUACUUUCAAUGAAACAUUUGUCAACGGGUGAAAAAUUCGGUCUACCACUUCGGAAAAGUAUUAAGGGAAGAAAACAUGAUUAAAUGAUAAUGAAUGUUUUCGUUUUCGAUCUCAAAUUUUCCUCAUGCGCUAAAAUUUUAAUCUCGCAAAAAUAAUGAUAUCGUUAUCGCAUAACUUUGUUAAGUUUUAGCGAAGAGCAAUCAAACAUGUGUGGGUGCUUUAGUUAAUAUUUAAUGUUGAAUGUUGUCUGCUUUUGUCAUCAAUCAAUUUUUGUGCCGAAAGUUAUCCUUUAAAGUAAAAUUUUAUUUGUUUA
Messenger RNA from Saccostrea cuccullata (small rock oyster), 3286 nucleotides. Its product is annotated as sialin-like. Gene Ontology annotation, biological process: transmembrane transport; monoatomic anion transport. The transcript has 11 exons. Gene Ontology annotation, cellular component: membrane. Bases 199 to 2157 code for a protein of 652 amino acids. The record is from RefSeq and is a predicted model, not a curated record. Lineage: Eukaryota; Metazoa; Mollusca; Bivalvia; Ostreida; Ostreidae. Gene Ontology annotation, molecular function: transmembrane transporter activity.